Messenger RNA from Pisolithus orientalis, 848 nucleotides. RefSeq lists its product as uncharacterized. Bases 187 to 840 code for a protein of 217 amino acids. The record is from RefSeq and is a predicted model, not a curated record. The transcript has 3 exons. NCBI's taxonomy places the organism in Eukaryota, Fungi, Basidiomycota, Agaricomycetes, Boletales, Pisolithaceae.
CAUAAACCGAAGCUUAAUAGUUUGUGUCCGUUCUCAACCCACUAUUUUUCUCACAUUGGGAAUAGAGACCCUCCAUAACAGCAUAGUCCGGUGCUAUCGCAACCAACCAUCUACUCCUUAGGACCGCUACCCUCUACACGGUCGUCUUAUUUUCUCCUCUUGUCAAUUUCUUUCAGUCAACGCGCUAUGUAUCUGCCGCGUUCACUGUUCUCUCGCAGCUCGGACUCGCCCGCAAGCGAACAAUGCAAACUGGUUUCAUCCACCGUACCCGUUUGUGCUAAAGACUUGAUCGCGGUUGCGGGCUGUCUGGUCAUCAUUUGUUUGCUCGCAUUUUGGAUCGUUCCGAGGAUCUGGAGAAAGCGUUGUAGAAGCGCAUGCACUGAUGGACGACGAGCUCACGACCCUUUUCAUGUUGUAUCACCUAUGAACGACUCUCUUCUUGUGAAAUGCGGCAUCGUUCCCUCUCCCAGCAAGCCCGAGAAAGUGCGGACGACGGACGUAUCAUGGAUGCCCGCUGCCUAUUAUUCGGAUUCCACUCCCGACCUCAAGUACUCUACUGGUUCUAUUUGUGAUUCGACUCUCAAUGGCGAUCCACCGCCGUACACAUUACCAUCUUUUCAUCAGUUAUCUUUCCUCCCGUCUCCGAAGAUUUCCUCCCCACGUUCGAGCUGCGCUCGUGAGGCUCUGCCUCUAGCCAGUAACGUGUGCGACAGGGGCGGCCACUGUGGUGAGUCUCAGGGAGACGAUACAAAGCCCACGAAGCAGGCUUCGAGGCAGCAGGCGAUCUCCGUUGGACGGCGAUCCCUGCAUUCCAACUCAAUCGAGAUGAGAGGCAUGUGACACAACAC